AUGAGGAGUAAGCGUUCCUCUGCUCGCGAGAGAGGAGAUAGAAGCGGUGGGCUGCCCGGCGGUCGCCAGCGCCGGGGCUGCCCGGGGGCCUCGCAGGCCGGCAGCGGGGCUGAGGCGGCGGCGGCGGCGGUGGCGGCAUCUCCCCUCGCGGCAGGCCGGGGCGCCGGGUCCCGGCCUUCCCCCCGCAGGCCCGGCCAGCCCCGGCCCCUCCCUGCCGCCCCCGGGGCUGCGGGGGCAGCAGGGGACUGCCUGCCGCUGGUGGCUGUCCGGCGGAGGCCGGCGGGCACCGCGGAGACGUGCGGCUGUGGAGAGAAAGGAGUUUCUGCCGGCUGUCCCCGCAGGGAGCCGCAGCCGCCGGGGGUGUCCCUCACAGCCCGGCGUCGGUGGCGGGCUGCGACACAGUCCUGCCCGGGCGUUCUUGGCAGCCCCCGGGGCAAGAGGCCUGUCAGGCUUCAGGGAGGUCGGCAGCGGCAUUUCCAGAGCAGUCCCGUCCCGUUGGCUCUCCUGCUUCCUUCCCCGGGCUGGGAGAAAGGAGGACGUCCUCGAAAGCAGGAAUGUCGGUAUUUGCAUGGGGAGUUUCAAGGACCUGCCUGUGGACGCGACGGCCCCUACACGCCUGACGUGUUCUUCUGGUGCUGCAUCCUCUUCUUCGCCACCUUUGCCCUGUCAAGCUUCUUGAAGAAGUUUAAAACCAGCCGCUACUUUCCAACCAGAGUACGGUCCACAGUGAGCGACUUUGCUGUUUUCCUCACCAUCGUCAUCAUGGUGCUCCUUGACUUCGUGGUUGGGAUCCCAUCGCCGAAGCUCCACGUCCCCCACGCGUUCAAGCCUACCAGAGACGACCGUGGGUGGUUCAUCAACCCCAUAGGACCCAACCCUUGGUGGACGGUGUUGGCUGCGCUCAUCCCAGCUCUGCUCUGCACCAUCUUGAUAUUCAUGGACCAGCAGAUCAGUGCCGUUAUUGUGAACAGGAAGGAGCACAAGCUGAAGAAAGGAUGCGGGUACCACCUGGACCUUUUCGUGGUGGCCGUGAUGCUCGGGGUGUGCUCUGUGAUGGGGCUGCCCUGGUUUGUGGCUGCGACCGUGCUGUCCAUCACCCACGUGAAUAGGCUCAAAGUAGAGUCUGACUGCUCAGCUCCAGGAGAACAACCCAAGUUUCUGGGGAUACGAGAGCAGAGAGUCACCGGCUUGCUGAUCUUUGUGCUCAUGGGCUGCUCCGUCUUCUUCACUUCCGUGUUAAAGUUUAUACCAAUGCCUGUGCUUUAUGGCGUCUUUCUCUACAUGGGUGUGUCGUCGCUCAGAGGAAUUCAGUUCUUUGAUCGCUUGAAGCUGUUUUGGAUGCCGGCGAAACACCAGCCGGAUUUCAUCUACCUGCGGCACGUGCCCUUGCGAAAGGUGCAUUUCUUCACGGCGAUCCAGCUGAUCUGCCUCGUCCUGCUCUGGACCAUCAAGGUGUCCCGUGCCGCCAUCAUCUUUCCCCUGAUGGUUUUGGCUCUCGUCUUUGUCCGGAAAGCGAUGGAUUUCUGCUUCUCAAAGCGAGAGCUCAGCUUUCUGGAUGACCUUAUGCCAGAAAGGAAGAAGAAGUUGGACGAUGGCAGAAAUGAAGCCGGAGAAGAAGGAGAGGAGUCCCAGAAGGCGCUGGAAGCUGCUGCUGCUGCAAGUUCAGUUCAGCUGAGCGUGGGGAAGACCAGUGACUUGGAUAUCGCAAAGCAACGCAGUGACAGGACUGAUCCUUCUGAGAUUAUUAUCCUGGAUGAAAUGUCACAAACGCCCGUAUGGAAGGCUCUCACUUUGAAGACAGAAACCCUUUGAAUCCAGGGAGGAAAAAGGAAUCUUGACUUUGAAGGAGAGGAGUGAGAGCGUGACUCGGGGAUAUGCCAACGCAGACAGAGGGAGAAGGCGCUUUGUUUCAGUUGGAGGAUUCCCAUUAAAGCCAUGCAGAUGUUUUCAGUUAUCCUUGGUGUGCUUCAGGCAUUCAGUAUCCCUAAACCAGCAAGCUGAGGUGAACGUCACAGUCAAUGGGAGUUCGGUGGUGCUAAGUCUGUGUGCGUACGUGCGUGUGGGGGUGUGGGUUUGCAGUGGUAGAGGGACUGCUACCGCUUUAUCCUUCAGUGCUCUUCUUUUAAUACCUAAUUCCUCCUCUUUUUUUUUUUUCUUUUUUCCAAAUGUAAACUGGGAAUGUCCAAAAUCAUCUUCUGUUAUAUUUGAUGCCUUCUCCACUUUCUUCUUCAUCACGACCAGGUUUUUGGUCUGGUUUGGGGUCCUGGCUUUAAUUCGCUCUUAUGUCUCUUACUGGUACGAGAGGGAUGCCCUCUGUGGCAGGGCAGCAUAGAGAGCGUCCGAGCAGCUGGCCUAAGGUGAAAGAAAAGCAUUUGCUCCCUGCGCUCCAGUUUUACCUCUCUUGGUUGGUUUGGAUUUUUUUUUUUUCGCUUUGGCUCUGCCAUCAGCCUGGGAGCUGCAAAAUGCAGAACUGCCACCUUCUUGUCCCCUGGCUGUAAACUGCAUCUAAGGGAGCACUUCAGGUAUUUGAUUUUGAAUACACCGUAGGGUCACAGGAGCGGCCAGAUGAGACCUGGGGCUCUGUGUCCCUGGGCUGCCCCCUCUGUCGUUCCUCCACUUUCCUUCUGUAUUGGGUCUGGCUGAGUUGGAGUUCCUUUACCCCCUAGCAGCCCUCGUAGUGCUGUGCUCUGUACUGGUAGCUAGAAAGCUGUUGAUAACCCAGCAGUGUUUUGGCCAUGGCUGAGCAGUGCUGGCACAGCAUCAAGGCCGUCUCUCUAACAUUCCCCCCCUCCCCAGUAGGCUGGGGGUGGGCAAGAUCUUGGGAGGCGGCGUAGCCAGGAAGAAGGCAUACAGGCAGCAAGAAGAGGCAUAUAGGUAGCAAGUAAAUCUGAGGUCCCUUCAGAUGCUGGGAACCCUGCCUUCAUGCAGCAUUGGGCAGACCCCAGGUGGAUUUUCCCUUGGCACACUGUACAGAUCCUGCCUGUGGAGAAGUUCCUCCUUUUUGGUCAUUCACGGUGUUAUACAACUUUUCUUAGAAGAAAACAACUCUAUUCAUGAAGGAUGUUCACACGCGGACUUCUUGC
Molecule: messenger RNA, 3083 nt
Organism: Harpia harpyja (harpy eagle)
Lineage: Eukaryota; Metazoa; Chordata; Aves; Accipitriformes; Accipitridae
Product: electroneutral sodium bicarbonate exchanger 1-like
Exons: 12
Coding region: 1-1812 (603 amino acids)
Biological process (GO): monoatomic anion transport; bicarbonate transport; regulation of intracellular pH
Cellular component (GO): plasma membrane
Molecular function (GO): solute:inorganic anion antiporter activity; sodium:bicarbonate symporter activity
Source: RefSeq, a predicted model, not a curated record